GUCUGCUUCUGCUUUCUAAAUAAACGGGGACCUACUGUUGUUGGCUUUUAAGCCGGAAGAAAGCGGACUUCUGUCUUUGCUGCCUCGUCUGGUAAAAUCACACAGAAAAUAAAGAAAGGACACUUCACGUGUGUUUGUAUAGCUGCCUACAGAAUGAGCGCCCCACAGCCCCGGAGGGUGCGGUUAAAGCCCUGGCUUUUGGCCCAGGUGAGUAGUGGUAGAUACCCCGGUCUGCAGUGGCUCAGCGCGGACCGCCGCCUCUUUCAGAUCCCGUGGAAACACGCGACACGACACCUGCCAACCUCAGAAGAGGAAAACACCAUCUUCAAGGCAUGGGCUCUUGAAACGGGCAAGUACCAGGAAGGUGUGGAUGAGCCUGAUCCUGCAAAGUGGAAAGCAAACCUUCGCUGUGCACUCAACAAGAGCCGAGAGUUUCAGCUGAAAUAUGAUGGAACCAAAGAGACCCCAGUUCAACCGUUCAAAAUCUACGAAGUGUGCGACACCGUGGGUUGUACAGAUGCUUGUGAUGAUGAUGAAGAGGAAGAGAUGCCAAAUUUAAUGGAGCUUAGUAUCAACCCACGGCUCAGUGACACACAGCCCUACAACCCCUUCUCAGCCCGCACUGAAGUCAAUUCCUUCAGCUUAUCGUCCAGUGAGACAUUACCACAAAUUAUACCCAUGCCCCUUCUUCCAGAAACAAUGCACCCCACCCCACCUGUGCCCUGUAGCCUUUCCCAGCAGGACUUCCAGGCCUCUGGUCAUAUGGUGGACCAGAGGCCCUAUGUGGGGCUCCAGGACCUGAACCCCCUGCCUGGUUCUUCAGUGAUGGAAACUAAUGCUGUGGGGACAGUCCACACAGAAAAUGAUUCUCAAACGCAAAACUACAAGUAUGACCUACUCAACAGUGUCCCGUUAACAGACCUGGACUUGAAGUUCCUGUACCGUGGACGCAAUGCAGGCUCACUGACUGUGAGUAACUCUCAGGGCUGUCGUUUGUACUUCGGGCACCUGGAGCCAACCCCAGAUCAGGUGGACCUGUUUGGACCGGUCAAUCUGCAGCAGGUCCUGUUUCCAGGGACUGAACAGAUCCAGAACCAGAAGCAGCGUUUUUACACUGCAGCCCUCCUGGACGUGAUGGACCGCGGCCUUAUACUCGAGAUCUGGCAGCAGGACAUCUAUGCCAUUCGCCUCUGCCAAUGUAAAGUGUUCUGGUCUGGUCCAGGAGUACCUGAACAGGCUGUGCCUAAUCCUAUGGAGCGAGAGAAAAAGAUAAAGGUCUUCAGCCUCAAUGACUUUCUGCAAGGGCUGAUUAUGUUUCAGAAAGGUGAAGCUGAAAAUCCUCCACCAUUUGAGAUCACGUUCUGUUUUGGAGAGGACUGGCCUGACAGGAAACCUAAAGAAAAGAAACUGAUUAUUGUCCAGGUUGUACCUGUCGUGGCUCGCAUUCUGACAGAGAUGUUCUCUGGAGAGCUGAGCUGGUCCACAGACAGCAUAAGACUCCAGAUCUCCAACCCAGAUGUGAAGGACCAAACAGUACAGCAGUUUAAAGAGCUGCAAAGACUUCUCCAAAGCCAGCACAGCCAUGGCCCAUGGACACCGUCUGGCCCAUGA
This is a messenger RNA of Boleophthalmus pectinirostris (great blue-spotted mudskipper), 1611 nucleotides long. RefSeq names its product interferon regulatory factor 5 (gene irf5). The record is from RefSeq and is a predicted model, not a curated record. Gene Ontology annotation, biological process: immune system process; regulation of transcription by RNA polymerase II. The coding region runs from base 154 to 1611 and encodes 485 amino acids. The transcript is spliced from 9 exons. NCBI's taxonomy places the organism in Eukaryota, Metazoa, Chordata, Actinopteri, Gobiiformes, Gobiidae. Gene Ontology annotation, molecular function: RNA polymerase II cis-regulatory region sequence-specific DNA binding; DNA-binding transcription factor activity, RNA polymerase II-specific; protein binding. Gene Ontology annotation, cellular component: nucleus.